CUGUACGUCUCUCUGGAGUUUAUUUUUUCAUUUUGUUUUAAUAAUUUUUUAUGACUUUUAAUUUAUAAGCAGCUUAUCUUCUCAUUUUCUUCUGAGUCGUCACACAGGAGGGGUGUGUGGGAGGAUAAAGAAGAUUGGACAAAGUGUGGACUGUUUAAAAGUGCAAAAGGCUGCACACACACGCAUGCACACACACACACACAUGCAGGAGUUCAGAAGAAGAUCAUCAUCAUCAUCAUCAUCAUCAUCAUCAUCAUCAUCAUCAUCAUCGUAUCUCCAUCCCUAACUCCUGCCAUGCACUCCCACUACCAGCUCGCACUCUUCUUUAUCCUACUUUGCCCAGUCAACAUCAUCGGCAUGUGGUGGGCAGUGGGCAGUCCCCUGGUCAUGGAUCCUAACAGUAUCUGCAGGAAGACUAAGCGUUUGGGCAGUAAGCAGGCCGAGCUCUGUCAGAACCAUCCGGAAAUUGUGGCAGAAGUGGUAAAGGGAGCGCGGCUCGGAGUGAGAGAGUGUCAAUACCAGUUCCGUUUCCGGCGCUGGAACUGCACCAGCCACAACAAGUACUUCGGAAAAAUCCUACAACAGGAUAUUCGUGAGACCGCAUUUGUGUAUGCCAUCACGGCGGCUGGUGUGACUCAUGCAGUAACUCAGGCUUGCAGCAUGGGGGAGCUGCUGCAGUGUGGCUGUGAAGCCCCGCCCCCUCGCCAGGCUGAUGCUCCACCUAUUGUUGAUGAGGCAUGGGAUGGGGGCGGGGCCUGGGAGUGGGGAGGUUGUGGUGAUGACGUGGAAUUUGGCUACGAAAAAUCCAAACAGUUUAUGGACACCAAGCGGCGGAAGGGCAAGAGUGACAUCCGCACUCUCAUUGACCUGCACAACAACGAGGCCGGGCGGCUGGCAGUGAAAAACUACAUGAGGACUGAAUGCAAAUGCCAUGGGCUGUCGGGUUCCUGCACACUGCGUACCUGCUGGAAGAAAUUACCUCGGUUCCGGGAAGUGGGCAAUCGUCUUUUAGACCGUUUCAAUGGUGCAUCUAAGGUUAUGGGAGGCAAUGAUGGAAAGACAUUGAUUCCUGUUGGCCAGAACAUAAAAGCUCCAGAUAAACAGGAUCUGAUCUAUUCGGCUGAGUCUCCAGAUUUCUGUCUUCCAAAUAGGAAGACCGGCUCUCCGGGGACCAAGGGGAGAACCUGCAACAGCACAGCAUUGGAUGUGAGCGGGUGUGACCUGCUGUGCUGUGAGAGAGGGUAUCGAGAUGAGGUUGUCAUUAUGGAGGAGAACUGCCUUUGUCGGUUCCACUGGUGUUGCGUCGUCCAGUGUAAAAAGUGUUCAGUCCGCAAGGAACUCAGUCUUUGUCAUUAAGCUUUUAUGUAAUGGAAAGUCUACAGCGACAUUGUCCUGUAGGUGUUUGCAGUCCCAGAUUACCUGGCUUGUAUGACUGUAGACUGGAUCACUAAGCCCAGAACAUUGACUGUGUCUCUAAAGAACUUCAGUUGUUUACUCUCGUGAUGAAGUUUCUGAUAACUGACUUAUCAGUUGGAGAAUAUACAGUAGACCAUGGACUGGUGCAUACCAUAAGACUUGUAGAGGAUUCAUUAAAUCUGAACUGUUCUGUUAAUGAGUCUGUAGAAUUGUAGGGGACUCUAGAACACAGAUAAACCUUGUUGGAUAAAGUUUCAAUUUAACUACCUGUUCAAAAUGAGAAGCUGGAAUGUCUAUUGGCUGAAUUGUGGCUGCCUAAGUUCCAGACUCCUUCUUAAACAUUCUACUGUACUACAUGUUCUGAUGGAGCUUUUUCACACUGACCCAGAUGGUAAAUACUUUUGAAUGCUGAUUCACAUUUUUAAGCAUGGUUGUCUUAUACAGAUUUAUCAUCUGUCAUUGACUUAGCUGGUGAAAGAUAUGGACUGCUUUACUUAGGGUGCUGACUUGAUGCUCCACAGCAUGGGUCACUUGCAGACUGAACCAAAAUGCACUCCUUUAAAGAUGUUCUGGAAUAUUGACUUACCUAAUGAUGAUUCAAUGACAGCGACCCUGUAGGUGGAGAAUCCAGAACAUGAGCUGACUUCCUGUGGUUAUGGAAUGUUGUUACAGACUUCUGUAGAGAGAUGACCAAAGGAUGGACUCUGCUUAAAGUUUUUGAAAACUCUAAAAAAAAAAAAAUACACUUGCAUAAGUUUUAAAACAGAGACUCACCUAGUGAAGCUCUGGAAAACAAAAUCUUGACUUAUCUAGAUGCAGAUCUAGAAAGCCAUACUUUUUCAAUGUCAAAGCUCUAAAAGACUAACUGAGACCAGAUUGACCUUUCAACUGGAAAUACUCCAGCAUGUACUGUACAAAUUCUAGACCAGUGACUCCCUUGCAGAUCCUGAUUUUCCUACAGAUGGUUCUGCCCUAGAACUGAGAGUUAAUAGUCUUUUUAAUACUUCAAAAGUAAACACUGCACUGUUCUCCUAAACAUAUUUUAUCUGUAGUUGAUUUCCAGCUCUGACUCUCAUACUGUAGUCCUCAAGUGCAUUUCUAGACCCAUCAGGGAUGAUGCAGAAUACAGUACUGGUUUGUAACACAUCAAGACAAAAGACAAAGACUUCUAUUUAUACACAAUAACAUGGUGACUACUAACAGAAUGUGAUUUCUCUGGAAUUUUCUAUACAAAGCACUUUGAAUAUGAAAACUAUGCACAUUGUAGUGUACUCCCAGUGUUUUUUUUUCCUGUUUAAAACAGCAAUAUC
Molecule: messenger RNA, 2726 nt
Organism: Clarias gariepinus (North African catfish)
Lineage: Eukaryota; Metazoa; Chordata; Actinopteri; Siluriformes; Clariidae
Gene: wnt6b
Product: wingless-type MMTV integration site family, member 6b
Exons: 4
Coding region: 295-1356 (353 amino acids)
Biological process (GO): multicellular organism development; cell fate commitment; canonical Wnt signaling pathway
Cellular component (GO): extracellular region
Molecular function (GO): frizzled binding; cytokine activity
Source: RefSeq, a predicted model, not a curated record